CAGCAGCCUCCUCUCCUCCGGCGGAGCUCCGUCUCACAAGGAGGAGGAGGAGCCGCAGCUGCCUCGCCGGAAGUCGGGGUCUGGAGAGGAGGAGGCAAAGCCACGCCCACUUGGCCGCGCGCCGGAAGGGGCGGCGCCCAAGGAGAGCGUAAUUAGAAAUGGCAGAUAACGAAACCGCAGCACUGGUGAUUGACAAUGGCUCUAGAAUGUGCAAGGCAGGAUUUGCAGGAGACGAUGCUCCACAUGUUGUAUUUCCCUCUGUUGUGGGUAGGCCCAAGUGUCAGAGUACCUUGGCAGGUGUGACACAGAAAGACCUCUACGUGGGAGAUGAAGCACAGAGCAAGAGAGGCAUCCUGACCCUGAAGUACCCCAUUGAGUAUGGCAUCGUCACCAACUGGGACAACAUGGAGAAGAUCUGGCACCACACUUUCUACACUGAGUUACGAGUGGCCCCUGAGGACCACCCGGUUUUGCUUACUGAAUUAAUCCUCAACCCAAAGGCCAACCGGGAGAAGAUGACGCAGAUCAUGUUUGAGACAUUCAACAUGCCAGCUAUGUAUGUGGCCAUCCAGCCAGUGCUGUCCCUCUAUGCCUCUGGCCGCACCACUGGGAUUGUCAUGGAUUCUGGGGAAGGGGUUACCCAAACAGUGCCCAUCUAUGAAGGCUAUGCCAUGCCCCAUGCCGCCCUGCGCCUGAAACUGUCUGGCUGUGACCUGACUGACUAUCUCAUGAAGAUCCUGACGGAGAGGGGCUACAGCUUCACCACUAUGGCUGAGAGGGAGAUUGUGAGAGACAUCAAGGAGAAGCUCUGCUAUGUCGCCCUGGAUUUUGAGCAAGAGAUGGCCACUGCCAUCUCCUCCUUGGAGAAGAGCUACGAGCUGCCAGACGGGCAAGUGAUCACCAUUGGCAAAGAGUGUUUCAGGUGCCCCGAGGCCAUCUUCCAGCCCUUGUUUCUGGGCGUGGAGUCAUGCGGCAUCCACGAGACCUUCUUCAACGCCAUCAUGAAAUGUGAUGCACAUAUCCGCAAGGAUUUGUACGCCAACAUGGUGCUGUCAGGUGGGAAUACCAUGUUCCCUAACAUUGCAAAGAGGACGGAGAAGGAGAUGAUGGCUUUGGCCCCAAACACAAUGAAGAUCAAGAUCAUUGCGCCACCAGAGCGCAAGUAUUCUGUGUGGAUUGGGGGCUCCAUCCUGGCUUCUCUCCCCACCUCUCAGAAAUUGUGGAUCACUAAGCAAGAGUAUGAUGAAUUUGGACCAUACUGUAUUCACCAUAAUGUUCUGUGCUGUCCUAAUCCAUGGUUAAAAAAAUAAGACAGCUGUACAACCUUGAAUUAUCAUCUCAUCCUCAAUUGCUUGGAAAGUAAUAGUGGGUCAUGCCUCUGAAUCAGAAAUGGGAAAUUUGUCGUCCUCCAGAUAUUGCUGAAUUUGGAGUUCGCAUAACCAGUAUGGCCAAUAAUGAAGACACAUGAAGUUCAAGGACAUCUGGAGGCCCAGCAAUGGCUCAUC
This is a messenger RNA of Sceloporus undulatus (fence lizard), 1505 nucleotides long. Its product is annotated as actin, cytoplasmic type 5-like. Lineage: Eukaryota; Metazoa; Chordata; Lepidosauria; Squamata; Phrynosomatidae. Gene Ontology annotation, cellular component: membrane; cytoplasm; axon. Gene Ontology annotation, molecular function: nucleosomal DNA binding; protein kinase binding. The transcript is spliced from 2 exons. The record is from RefSeq and is a predicted model, not a curated record. The coding region runs from base 159 to 1310 and encodes 383 amino acids. Gene Ontology annotation, biological process: axonogenesis; cell motility.